This is a messenger RNA of Danio rerio (zebrafish), 468 nucleotides long. RefSeq names its product hypocretin (orexin) neuropeptide precursor (gene hcrt). The record is from RefSeq and is marked provisional. Gene Ontology annotation, biological process: neuropeptide signaling pathway; feeding behavior. NCBI's taxonomy places the organism in Eukaryota, Metazoa, Chordata, Actinopteri, Cypriniformes, Danionidae. Gene Ontology annotation, cellular component: synapse; rough endoplasmic reticulum; cytoplasmic vesicle.
AUCAAGACUUUUCGAUACAUGACAUUUGUCUACAAGACAGGGGACAGAAGCUAAACUCAUGGACUGCACAGCUAAGAAGCUCCAGGUGCUCGUCUUCAUGGCGCUGCUCGCUCACCUGGCCCGGGACGUGGAGGGCGUGGCCUCCUGCUGCGCGCGCGCUCCCGGCUCCUGCAAACUCUACGAGAUGCUGUGCCGAGCAGGACGCAGAAACGACUCUUCCGUCGCCAGACAUUUAGUGCAUCUCAACAACGACGCCGCUGUCGGGAUUCUCACUCUUGGCAAACGUAAAGUGGGCGAAAGCCGCGUCCACGACCGCCUGCAACAACUGCUGCACAACUCGCGGAAUCAAGCCGCGGGGAUCCUCACCAUGGGGAAGAGGCUGGAGGAGCCCGCUAAAUUCCUCAUCCCUACGGUACCACAGGAUGUGGACAGUUAUGAAAAACGAUGACACUUGUCGCUAUUUAAUAA